CAUACACACACACACACGAUAAUAAGAUAAAAAUAAUAAUAUAGAUUUUAAAAUUUGGCCAAAGUAGUUUGCAUGCUUUUUGUGGGUGUGAGAUAAGGGGCUUGGCAUGAGGGUGGGGGUAGAGUCAGAGACAGAAGAAAACAAGCAAACCAGGCCAUUUCCUUUUAGAAGUCAUUUGACAAAAAGGUGAAUUUCAGGUCUGAAUUGAGCUAAAUUAAAUAUAAAAAGGACAAUGAGGAAGACAUUUACAUGUAACGAAUCAAUGAUCAUCACCAUUCCCAUUAGAAGUCUCAAGGAUGUUCAGAUGGGUCAGCUGAUGCCAGAAAACUUCCACUGCGUGUUCAAAGAUAACUUCAAGGUCUUUGUCACUAAGGGGAAGCCUAAACCAGUCGGUGCCGCCCAAGCCACUGCUGGCGUGUUUAUUAUCGCUCUUGGUCUGCUUUGUCGGGGCUUCCUCAUCUUCAAUCUUCUAAGUGUUCUGUUUGUGAUCUCUGGUAUGUUGUCCUAUGCUGCAGGGACUCGUCCAAACAUACACUUGACAAAACUGUCAUUCUCUAUGAACAUCAUCAGCUUCUUUUGGUCACUUGCAGCACUUUGUGUCUUCAUAAUAAUCAUAUUUCCAGGCCCAACCCCGGAGAUUAAUGGAAUCCUAGGACUGAUAGUAAGUCUGCUUGUUGUUGAAAGUAUGAUUGCGCUGUUCUUGGUCUACUGGUUGAGUAAAGCCAUUUGCAGAGAACAUUUCAACACUUUGCCCACCAUACUGCUGAAAGAGACUGAAGCAAACCAAUGAUCAACUCACAUGAAUGCGGUACAGCCUGAUAAUGUCAUUUCUCCCCAAUAUUCAAGAAAAAACUGAGAAAAUCCUCGUUGUUUCUUUGCAAGAAUGCUUGGAAAAACUGCAAAAAUGCAUAAAUGACUGGCAUGUUACUUUCGUUUAUAUACAAUUACCAGUUUAUAUAUAUAUAUUUAAAUUCUAGUAGGCUGCACAUGUUCUUGUUAAAUUAGAGAAAAUACAGUCAGCUAAUCUCGACACGCAGUUCAAGUCUCUUGUUUUACAUAAUUUUUGAAAAGCUUUGAAAAGUUUUUACUCUGAGUGCAAAUAAUGCAAAUAAGGACUGAUGAUCUAAUGUUUUUCUCUAUCUCUUUCUUUUUUAUGUUGGCUGAUAAUUUGACUGUACAUAUCUAAAUGAAAGAAUACAGGAUUUUUUUCUACCAGGACAGCUGUUAAAUCAAACCUGUAAAAUCUGUACAUUUUUAGAACUCAACUAUAACAUCAUUGAAACUUUCAAUAUUUCAUGUGCUAAUUUGUACAAAAGUUUAUUUUGUUUUGGAUUUGUUCAACAAACUUUAAAAUGUUAGCUUUACUUAUUGUCAUCUUGUAAUCUGCCUAACAUAUAAACGAGUGCCACUUUUUUUUGUAACUAUAGAUUUAGUGUCUUUUUUGGAUUAAAAUGA
Molecule: messenger RNA, 1455 nt
Organism: Melanotaenia boesemani (Boeseman's rainbowfish)
Lineage: Eukaryota; Metazoa; Chordata; Actinopteri; Atheriniformes; Melanotaeniidae
Product: membrane-spanning 4-domains subfamily A member 4D
Exons: 7
Coding region: 233-790 (185 amino acids)
Source: RefSeq, a predicted model, not a curated record